AUGCUUCAUCCUCAGAUGUUCAAAAGGUUCAUCUUCCCUAUUUAUAGGCGAAAUAUUUCAAACAGGCUACUUCAUUCUUCAUCUGCUCAAAGAAUCAAUCUUUUGCUGCCUUUUGACUUGUUAGAAGAUCAAAACGAAAAAGAUGAAAAAUCAGACCAAAGUAAAGAAAACACUGAAAAUAAAAACUCAACUGAAUCUCAAUUUAAAAAUCUUGCAUUCAAAUGUCUUGAAACUGUGGGUAUAACCUUUUCUUCACUAGCUAUUUUAGCAUUUGGUGGGUAUUCCUAUCAUAAAAUAUACCAACAUCAUGUUAUUUCGCAAAUGAACUCUGCCUUUGAUGAAGGUUUUGACACAUUCGAGUCAAUAUUUCAUUCAAAAAACGACAAUUAUUUGUUUAAUAGGUCCAUAUCACCUGAAGAAGAUUCUACAGACUGGGUGGCAAGGCCUGAGCAAAAUUCUAUAGAUAACAUUAUUACCGGAAAAAUAAAAGGAAGAUACUAUCUCAUACUAGGCGAGAAAGGCACUGGAAAGACAUCUAUUCUAUUGGAAGCAAUUAAACAUCAACAAGGGAAAAAUGUAAUAGCAUUGGACGCACAUGCUGAUCCUGAGAUAUUUCGUUUGAGGCUAGGUAAAGCUUUGAAAUUUUCGUUUUAUGAGGACUAUAUCGGUUCAUUGUUUUCUAUAAGAGGACCAAGAGAAACUACUGCUUUAUUAGACAUUGAGAGAGCAUUUACUAAAUUGGAAGAAGUGGCAAUUGAAAGAGUUCAUCGGUUAAAAAAUUCAGAUUCCCCCUUAAUCAUCAUAAUCAAUAAUUGCCAUUUGAUAAGAGAAGACGAAACUGGUUUAGAUUUAGUUGAAUUGCUUCAGCAAAAGGCCGAAUCUUUAAGUGGUUCUGGAUUAGUAACAAUGAUUUUUAAUUCAGAUGAUUAUUGGUUUUACGAAAGGCUCAAAAUUUUGGCUACUAGGUUGGAUGUAAUCAAUAUUAAAGAUUUCAAUAAACUGGACGCCAUAAAUGCUAUCCAAGUCUUGAGAAAAAAGAAUAAGAAUGAGGACUUGAGUGUUAUUGAAGCGUCUAAAAUUUACAAUCUAAUAGGAGGGAGAAUUCAACAUUUGGCAAAAGUUUGUAAGAAUGACGAUAUGAUAAAAACUGCAAAUGAAUUAAUCGAUGCUGAGAAAACAUGGCUAUUAAAUAAGUGUGGAUUAAUUGGAAUGGGUAUGGAUGAUGAUGUCAUGCAAAGUGGAAAAUUUUCCAAUUCUGCAAUGUUGCUAGUUAAGGAAUUUGUUGAGAUGGAUAAAGAAUUUUUUAAUCAUUAUAAUUCUUUGGAUAAGAAUAUUUCUCCGAAUAUUCAAGAUAACAGUUAUCGUUUACCAAGUUUACCUCUAUGGAGAGCAAGACAAGUAAUGACCAGACCCGAUUUGAUUAGGGAUUAUGAUGCUUUGAAUAUAUUCACCAUCGAUAAAGAUGCAAGAGUUAGACCAGAUUCAAUUCCAAUGUUGAGAGCAUUUCAUGAAAUAUACAAUCAAUCAGGUUUCUUAAAUCUUUUAAAUGAAAAUUGUGAAAGAGUUUCAGCCAUUGAAUCAUUAGGUAGAACAAGAGAAUUAGUUGCCAAGGAUCUAAUUCUAGGUGCGAAUUACAAAAUAGAUGAUAACAAAAGAAUUUUCAUUGAGAACUACAAUAGUGAAGAUGAUAUUGAAAAUAUUCCAAUGCAAAGUAUAGGAAGUGGUAGUUAUAAGGAAUAUUGGAAACUGCGAUAA
Ascoidea rubescens DSM 1968 is the source of this 1755-nucleotide messenger RNA. RefSeq names its product ATP-binding protein. The coding region runs from base 1 to 1755 and encodes 584 amino acids. NCBI's taxonomy places the organism in Eukaryota, Fungi, Ascomycota, Saccharomycetes, Ascoideales, Ascoideaceae. The record is from RefSeq and is a predicted model, not a curated record. The transcript has a single exon.